Prorocentrum cordatum is the source of this 4458-nucleotide messenger RNA. Lineage: Eukaryota; Dinophyceae; Prorocentrales; Prorocentraceae. The record is from the annotation of a GenBank genome assembly.
AUGCUUGAGCCCACUGACAUCCACAGCUAUGAGCCACCAGUGUCGCGGACCCACCCGCCGUCUCCCAGCGAGGGCCCCCCGAAGAGCCUGCCCUUUGCCUGCCUCGUGCUGGAGUCGGCGGACGCCAGGGGCGGCCCCUCGCCCGCGCUGCUGCACGAGCUGCGGGAGCACGGCGUCAAGCUCGUGCUCGCGCAGAUCCGCCUGCACGCCGGGGACACGAGGGAGAGGCAGAACGGCGACCACCCGGGGCUCAACAGGCAGUGGUUCGACGCCGUCUUCAACAAGGUCCUCACCCCUGAGGACACCGAUGUGCACGACAGCGUCCACGAGAGUGCCCUGCAGAGGUACUGGGCGGACUGCGCCAUCACGCCGCAGGAGGCGCUGUGCUUUGCAAGCAGCGAGGAGGGGGCCUGCGCGUUCGCCCGCGCGAACGCGGGCCUGGUGAUAUCCUCGAGCCAGACCUCGGUGUGCAGAAGAGCCUCCACGGACGACAAGCGCGUGGUGACCGCAGGGGCAGACGUGGCGGUGCAGGAGUUCCCCUCAGCGCGGCAACUGGCCUGGCUGCACAAGGUGUUCACAGAGAAGCUCUGGUGCACCUGCCUCUGGCUCCAGCGCCCAUCUUCGCCUGCCAUCUUCGGAAUUCCAGGAAGUAGCCUCCGCGACCGCGCUGAGAUGACCCGGGUCGCGAGCAGCAGCAUGUCGGCGCUGGGUCACCCGCCCUGGGAUAGGUGGACGUGUGAAGGGGAUAGGAUCCCUGCGUGCACGGCCCUUGUCGAUACCACGACGAUCCCGUGCGCAGAUUGGACGCCACUGGAGCCGAAGUACAUGUGGCAGAACGGGUACCAGUGGAAUAACCGGAGGCACGAGCCGAAAUACGUCGAACGCGACAUGUGCAGCAAGCAGGUGACGCAGUACUGCCAUUCGCUGGACGCUGGCGUGGCCCAGGUGAACCAUACCAUAGAGGUGAAGGACGCAGACUGGGGCCUGCACGCCCGCAUCAGCAGCAAGCGCUUCGUAAGCCGGGCACGGGAGGGCCACGCGGCCACCGAGCUUUGCGUGGUGCUCCUCGAGAAGGGGAAGAAGGACAACCUGCACAUCUGCGUCAGCUCGAGCCUGCGCACGGACGACAUCCCCGACGGUUACAUGCUCGAGAAAGAGGUUCCGGAGGUGACGAACAACGAGGUGGUGCUAGUCGCCACAUACAGGGAGGACAAGAAGGACGGUGAUGGCCCUCCGCGCUCGAUCCAGGUGAAGGCCUGGCAUAGGGUGCUAAAGGACGACGGUCGCGGUGACGUACGGCUCCCUGUGGAGAUGCUGGACAACCGGUCUGGUCUCGCAUCCGACGGGGGCGUAACGGUGAGCGUCAAGCCGCACCUCGGCGGGUUGGCCGAGGGCCCAGCGAUCGACAUUAUCGUCUCCAACCCGCGGAAGGGUACCCGCUACACGGUGGAGAAGGUUGUCAAGAUCGACGUGAAAGUCGACGGCGUCGGGAUCAUGCAAGGCAUGCCGACGACGAGCGGUGGCGGACUGGAACGGAUAUUUCGUAGAAGGCCAACUCGCGCCCGGAUGGCGUCCUCCAUCCCAGAGGACAGCGGCCAGGCGCAGGACACCCACGGGCCACCGCCGCUGCUCAUGGAGCUGGAGGAGGAGCACCGGCUGGCCUGGCGCGCGGAGUGGGACAGGAAGGACAUAGAGAUCUCCGGCAGCAGGAAGGCCAUGCGAUGCCAACGCGCGGUGCGCCUAUUCCGCUUCCACCAGGUCUCGCGGGGCCCGGCCCAGGGCCAAGCCACCUUGCAGGAGGACGCGCCCGCCAAGCGGGCGAGGAACGUUCCCGACCUCGUGAGGCAGCUUUUCCAGGCGGCUUUCGCCGACCUCUGCGUCGCCUCCGAGGCGCAGGAGAAUGAUCGUCCCAGCGUCUUGGUGACCGGGCGGGUGGUCGUGCACGACCCCCGCUACCCGCCCGUGAUCAAGGUGAUGCCGCAGGUCCCCCCCGCCUGCGACUGUCUCCGCUUCAACGUGGCGCUGGGGAAGCGCUGGACCCGCUUCACGCUCACGCCCGGGAGGGUGCAGAUUCUGGUGCAGGGCCAGAUCGCCAAGGAGAGCGAGCUCUCGCAGCUCUACCACGACACGGUGAGGGACGAGCCGAAGUUCCUGGUGCACUGCAACGAGGGCAACGAGGGGGUCGAGCUAAAGGCCCUGCCCUGGCACGAGGUCCACGUGCAGCACGCCCUCACAGAUCUCGGGAGCCCCGACGGCAGCUCGGGCGGGUUUUACGGCUUAAUGCGCCGCACCCGCUUCACUCGCGUCGAGGUGCUCCGCCGGCUGUUCUCCGAGAGCGACGAGCACGCGGCCGACAUCCUGGCGAGUGACGAGGACGUGAAGCAGGCGACCCAGGAGAUCAAGGUGCUGAGGAACGCGCUGUUCAGGCUCGAGUCGGUUCCCCGGCCAGCCAGCUGGCGGAACGGCGAUGAUCACCACCUCCACGUGCUUCGGGUGGACGCCACCACGGACGCCCGGGUGAUGCUGAGCUACGAGAAGGAGGAGCUGCAGAGGGACAUCCUGUUCCUCGAGGGCGACCUGCAGAGACACGAGGGCCAGCUCGGCGGGAACGACCUGCUGCGACCAGACGACGGCUCAGGAGACUUGGGCCCUCGGUGGAUGACGGUGCAGGAGGCGAAGGCCCUCUGCCCGUGGAUCCCAGGCUGCAAGGGCUUCACCUUCCAAGGGGAGGAGCCUCCACAGUCGGAGCAGAAAGUCCAGAUCUCCUUCAGGGACUCCGGAGAGCUCAAGCUCAACGGGGCCGGCUGGACCUCGUUCCGCUUCACCGACGGCGAGGCCGCCCUCCUCGAGCGGCUCAAGCAGCACCACGAGGAAAAGCUCGCGAGCAAGGACUGGGUGGAGACGGCGGUGCUGAAUGUCAAAGCCAGGGCGACGAGUAACGAUUGGGUGGAUCGACCGCAGAGCGGCGGAGUCGUGCCCCACUGGGACGAAGUCUGCGACAAUGCGCUGUCGGUGCUCGACGCUGUCAAGUCGAUGCCCUGUGACGAGUCGCCCUGCCGCAGCGACGAGCCACCCUUCCGGAACCUGGUCACGGACCGCGACGGCACUACGAACAACUAUUGCGCCCGCUACUCUUCGAGCGUGCAGUCCGCCUACAACGCGGCGUGGCUCGGCCACUUCGCCCAGGAGUGCACGGCGAACGCGACCUUCAUCACCGCCGCCCCGCUGGGCGGGCGCCCCAGCGCGGAGGGGCUGCUGGAGCUGGACGUCGCGCCCCGCGGGAUCUUCACCUACACGGGCUCGAAGGGCCGCGAGUAUUUCAGCAGCACCAAGCAGCGGGUCCUGGAGGCGGACGUGCUGCCCAACGAGCAGCGGGAGCUCGUCGAGGAGCUCCACCGGCGCCUCCUGGCGCUCUGCGCCGACCCCAUGAACAUCAAGUUCUUGGGCAUCGGCUCCGGCCUGCAGCGCAAGUUCGGGGAGGUCACCAUGGCCCGCAACGACCCCGACGGCACGGUCCCCGACCACGACAGCCGCCGCUUCAUGGCGGCCGUGCGCCAGCUGAAGGAGGAGCUCGAUCCCGACGGCACCAACCUCGACCUGCACGACACGGGCACGGACAUGGAGCUCUUUCCCCGAAGCGGCGAGCGCGGUGUGAACACGGCCUUCGACAAGGGUACGGGGCUGAUGCGCCUCGACGAGAAGCUGAAUCUCAGAAUGGAGCUCGGUCCCAACUUGGUCUGCGGUGACACGAUGAGUGACGUGUCGAUGCUGGUCACCACGCUCAGGCUGAUGUGCGGCAACGACGGCAUCAUGGAGCGCUGGCAGGCGGAAGUGGACAGGGAGAUCAACCCCCAGCCGCUCCCCGACGAGGAGGCCUCCGAGGCCGACUUCGGCGGCGCCCAGGGGCAGGAGUCCUCGGCGGCGGAGCUCACUCCGUGGGAGGAGCAGGAGGAGCAGCGGCGCAGGGAGGACGAGGAGGAGCAGAAGCGGCAGGAGGAGGAGGACGCGGCGAAGGAGAAGUGCUCGCGGCUCGCGGUGAUCUUUGUCAUCACGCCCGAGGCGCACAAGAAGAAGCCGAGCUUGGCGAAGACCCUCAUCAAGUGGUGUGAGACGAGCGGCGCGCGGCUCGCCUUCGUGCCCUCCCCUGACGUGCUCGUCGCGACGCUGGCGAAGUUCGCCAACCACCACGCAAAGAGGCGGGUCACGGACAGGAGGACGGACGCGGACGCCAGCGCUGCAGCGGCGCCCUCGCCGGCGGGCUCCAGGCUCGCCGACCCCUCCCCCAGCGGCGGCCUCGCCGACGGCCCCCACCGGUUCGCCGAGCUCCCGCCGAGCCUGCCAGAGGGCGCGCCUGGCGGCCCCAGGCACGGCCUCGCCGACGGCCACGCCCAGUUUAUCGAGAUCCCGCCGGCGGGCCCCAGGCAGGCGUGGCAGGAUGGCCCGGCGGGCUGGACCUGA